CGGCGUCAUCCUUUGCCUGACCGCGUUGGAAGCAGGUUGAGCUGCGACUCGUCUGGGCCGGGCCGCGGAGUCGUCUCACCGCCCAACAAGCUCAAACAGCGCCAGCAUGGGCCCGCUCGGUGACAUAGCAAAGUUGAUGCGGGGCAAAGGACCAGGUAGCGUCAAGAUCGACAGCACGGUUUUCCAGCUCCAUUAUAUGCUCACGACACGUCUGUUUUGGGGGUUCUCCAUCCUGGUGACAGCCUACAGCAUGAUAGGAAAUCCCGUCUCCUGCGCCUGCUCUCAGUGUGGGUCGGAGUCAGUGCCCUUGGACGCGAUGAACACCUACUGCUGGGUCACAGCCACUUACACCGUGACCAAAGAUUCCAAGAACCGGUUCAAUGCAGAUGGCGGGAUCGGGCCGCACACGGCUGAUGACCGCAACUACCAGACAUACUACCAGUGGGUGCCGUUUACGCUGGCGCUGCACGGCGUACUCUUCUACGUGCCGCACUGGUUGUGGAAAAUGGCAGAGGGCGGCCGGAUCGCGACCAUGACCCAGGACAUGCGCCUGCCCGUGCUGGACCAUGGCGUGCUCAAGGCGCGUGUCCGCACCCUGGCCGUGUACCUGCGUCAAACACUCGGCUCUCAUCAGAGCUACUUCGUACGCUUCGUUGUCUGCGACGCUCUCAACGUCGCUAAUGUUGUCAGCGCCAUAUUUUUGAUCGACCGUUUUCUCAACGGGAAGUUCCUCGACUUUGGAAUUAUUUCGGUGAGGUACUUGAGGCAUGCUGGAGAGGAGGUAAGUCCGUUCACAUCCACGUUUCCUAAGCUGACUAAGUGUGAGAUGAGGCCAUACGGCACCUCAGGUUCAAGACAGACCAUCGACGCCCUCUGCGUCCUCGCUCUGAACGUGCUGAACGAGAAGGUGUACCUGGUGUUGUGGUUUUGGCUUAUCAUCCUGUCGGUCCUGACCGUGGUUGCCUUCGUCGGCCGAGUCUUGCUCAUGCUGAUCCGUGGCGUCCGCGUGCCCAUGCUGGAGAGCAAGGCCCGCUCCAAGUUCAGCCCCGACAUCCGCAAGAGCGUGAACGCACUUGAGAUAGGAGACUUUUUCCUGCUCAGCCUAAUGGCCAGGAACAUGGACGCCUCCGGCUUCAGGCUCCUGCUCAAAGAGCUAGCUAACGGUGAUUGUCCAAACGGCCUCCUGGAAAAUGAAGACCAGGGCCCCUUGGAUGAAGAAGGUCCGAUGAAGCUCACAAAAACGUCACGCAACAGGAUGAAGGAAUGCGAUGAUUAGAUUAGUACUCUCUGCUUUGUGAAGGCGUAGGCUGGGGUUCACCGUUUCUGUGCAAGAACGGAACGGUCACACCUUGCGAAUGAAGUUUACAAUUGUAUGCUUCAAGUUCAGGCGAGGCAUUCAGACCACUCAAAAGCUGAAGCAUACAUUACAUAUUUAGGACGCGGUCGGAAAAGUGACAGGAACUGAAGCAUGAUAGCCUGCAAGGCAACCAUGCGCUGCUGAGCAUGGCUUACUUUUAGCUCUCUAGUUGCGCAACGCGAUGUGUAUAAUAUAACCACUAGGCUCGUUAUACUAGCUCUGCGAAUUUUUGCAUGAGACAGCAAAUUUCAUUCGGUUUUCGUAGACGUGUGCAAUUACCGCGAAUUUAUCGCAUGAUCUAUGCUUAAGCAACGGCUGGAUGCCAGGCGCGUCGUCGUACAUACUCAGAUAUAUGGCGUAAUCCCUGCAGAUUCGCUAGUGUCUAAUCCAAAACGGGAUUUCACAUCGUGUGCGUGCUUAGCUUAAAGUGCUAUAAAACGAAGUACGGGUGCAGUUUUGUGUGCGCGAUGUCUCGAGAUGGGUUUUCCAGUGGCGAAUACUCCGGAUACCGCACCAUCUCGACACCUUCGAGCUUAAUCUGGGGUGCGUUAGGCUGCAAGUGACUAUCGUGCAGAAAAACCGUAGGGCACGCAUUACUGGAGGCCGUGUGUUGCAAAACUGACGUGGUUGAACCGACAAAGACACGUAACUGACCAUCAGUCGCGUUUCCAUCGGAGUUGGACCACGGAGUAUUAAGGUCAGUAUCAGCGGCGUUCAGUGGUCCAUUUUUUAGUGCGUAGUGUGGCUGUAUCAUUCCGUUAGUUGUCCAAAUAAAUGCACGCUUAUCUGAUGCGAAAUCUCGUCACGCUGUUCAUCAUGUUCACGUCGUUUCCAACUGUCACAUCGGUUGUUCUGCAAGCAAACCGUCCUACAGAUACCUGGUGUGGAAAUAUUAAAUCGGACUUUUCUCGGUGACACAUGUUCAAUACGUCGCUAUUGAGUAAACAUAUGAGAAGAUUUCAGGGGACUUUCCCCUUCAGUUCACGACUGUCUUUACCAACUGUUCAAGGCCGUUUUUAGCCACCUGUUCACGGCUGUCUUUACCACCUGUUCACGGCUGUCUUUACCACCUGUUCACGGCUGUCUUUACCACCUGUUCACGGACUGUCUUUACCACCUGUUCACAGGCUGUCUUAACCACUUGUUCACGGCUGUCUUUACCACCUGUUCAUGGCUGUCUUUAUCACAUAGCUUUGUGUUCUUCCUUCAGAUGGUGCAUCUUUUGCUCUUCUGCAUGUUUGCUGUCGUUUAUAAGGUAGUGUAUGGCUAUUGAUGUACCCAAAAUCAUGAAGCAAUCUUUUCUGCGAAGUCGUUGCGGAAGAUCAAGAACACGAAGGAUGGCCUUUCAUGAUAAAUGUUCUUAAAGACAGCCUUGUUCGAAAAUGUGAUAGAAAAUGAUGUGAUAGAAAGUGAUGAGAUAGAAAAUGAUGUGAUAGAAAAUACAAAAUA
Pollicipes pollicipes is the source of this 2806-nucleotide messenger RNA. Its product is annotated as innexin inx2. The coding region runs from base 107 to 1276 and encodes 389 amino acids. Gene Ontology annotation, biological process: phototransduction. Lineage: Eukaryota; Metazoa; Arthropoda; Thecostraca; Pollicipedomorpha; Pollicipedidae. The record is from RefSeq and is a predicted model, not a curated record. Gene Ontology annotation, molecular function: gap junction channel activity. The transcript has 4 exons. Gene Ontology annotation, cellular component: gap junction; plasma membrane.